AUGGCAAAUUUACCACCAAAUAUCGAUUUUGACAGGCAUGAGUGGGCAGCUAUGGCUGAUUUCACAGGCCAAAACGUCUAUUCUACCAGCGCUAAUGCUUAUGGAUACGCGAAUUUAAGAAUUUAUAACAAAGAAGCUGUAACCAGGCUAGAGCACACUCAUGAACUUUUUAUAAUACAUCAUACUGUUGCGGCAGAUUCACGUUGCCAUGGGUUCAAUACAUCAAUAGGCUCUACUGACAGCUUUACUGGUAGCAUCAAGAUUAGCGGUAGAUGCGGUAUCAUUAUCUGCAGACCUGGUAUGAUUAGCUCUAUGGUUCAUCUCAACGCCAGUGAUGAAAAGAUUAUCCUAAAAACCGGGUGUAGAAUUGACAACGAUGUUUACAUUGGUCCUGGUGUAGUGAUUGGGAUCGGUGUACAUGUCUGCGCAAAUGUUCGGAUAGCUGGCGACACAGAGAUCAGCAAUCAUACAAACGUGGAAAGCGGCGUGAUUAUUGGCUGGAACGUACGCAUUGGCGCGAAUGUAUUGAUUGGGCAAAACGUCGUAAUCGGAAGGAAUGUUGUGAUUGGAAUAUCGGCAGUUAUUGAAAUGGGUGUUGUAAUUGAGGACAAUGUACGCAUUGGAACCAUGGCAAAGAUCCCGAGGAUGGGGAGAAUAAAGGCUGGCACGAAAGUUGGAGACAAUGCUAUAUACUCUCCUCAGUAA
Messenger RNA from Botrytis porri, 705 nucleotides. RefSeq lists its product as uncharacterized. The transcript is spliced from 2 exons. Gene Ontology annotation, molecular function: transferase activity. NCBI's taxonomy places the organism in Eukaryota, Fungi, Ascomycota, Leotiomycetes, Helotiales, Sclerotiniaceae. The record is from RefSeq and is a predicted model, not a curated record. The coding region runs from base 1 to 705 and encodes 234 amino acids.